Cephus cinctus (wheat stem sawfly) is the source of this 1012-nucleotide messenger RNA. Its product is annotated as cytoglobin-1. Gene Ontology annotation, cellular component: hemoglobin complex; extracellular region. Gene Ontology annotation, molecular function: oxygen binding; heme binding. NCBI's taxonomy places the organism in Eukaryota, Metazoa, Arthropoda, Insecta, Hymenoptera, Cephidae. Gene Ontology annotation, biological process: oxygen transport. The record is from RefSeq and is a predicted model, not a curated record. The transcript is spliced from 4 exons. Bases 245 to 760 code for a protein of 171 amino acids.
UACUAUGGUAGUACAAUUCAAACGCAUAGCACCAGUUCUUUCUAUGAAAGUUGUUUCUCCAUUCACGCUCUAAUAUUGACUACUGUGCGUUACUUGAUCUAUUAUGAUUAAUAAAAAGAACUAGAAACAAGAAGAUCUGUUGUUGUAUGAUUCAACACCGAAAGGAUUAUUAUUAGGAAAGUUAUUCAGUUAUUUAGUGUUCUUGCUUACCUGGUUAGUGAAUCAUUUGCAGAUUUAACAAAUAAUGGGAAAUAUACUUAACCAUAUCCAUGUUAUCAAUCCUAAUGAUGAUGUUAUCAAUCCUGAUACGGGAUUGACAGGAAAACAAAAAAAAAUUAUACAAUCUACUUGGAUUACUAUAAGCAAGGAUUCUGCCACGUCAGGUGCUGCAAUUAUGUUGGCAUUAUUAAAAAAAUAUCCUGAGUAUCAGAAAUUGUUUACCGCAUUUUCCAAUAUUCCCAUCGAUGAUCUUAAAAAUAAUCCCAAGUUUCGUGCACACGGGUCCGGUAUUAUCAAUGCUUUAUCGUCUGCAAUUAAUUCUUUGGAUGAUUCUGAAUUACUGGCAGCUAAAUUGACGAUGUUAGGGGAAAGACAUGCUACUCGUGGACAAACAAAGGAACAGUUUAAUGACUUGAAACCUAUUAUUUUGGAGGUACUGAAGGAAUCACUAGGCUCGAAAUUUACUUCUGAAGUUUCGGAAGCUUGGUCAAAAUUAAUCGAUGGUGCCUAUACGUUCAUCUUUAAGGGAUUCCCCAAGUAAACUUUAAGACGGAAUAAACAAUGCAUUUUAAAGCUACCGUUAGUAGUACGAAAGUAUAUAGGUAAGGUUAUGACUAUUACUUUACAAACCUUUUUGGUUUUAUGAUAUCAGAUAAAAUAUUUCUGAGAUAUUGUGUUCGCCGUUUUUCAGAAUACGUUCUAAGGCAACAGCCGUAUCCCUACCUUUUUAUAAUAUUUUAUAUUUAAAAAAUGUAUUUUAUAACAGCGUACAAAUAAAUCCCUUAAAAUAUGA